AUGGAUAGGCAAACAUCAUCUUGUGGAAGAUACGUACCCAACAUCAUUUUCAAAGAUGAGAGCGACGCAGAUACAUUCACCCGGAGAUUGCUCCCCGACCCAAAACAGUGCGUCUCAAUUUCGCUGGCUUCACGCAUGGAUAGGAAUCGUAGCUGCUCAUGUGACUCCCUUGUGCCCGAGUAUGUUGUAAACAGUAAUCCUCGGGGUUCUCUUGUCCCGAAUCUUGGCCGCUUAUCCCCCAGUAGCCCCGUGUCCGAGACGAUGUGGAGCCCACGACACUCCCGUGUACUGAACAGUUCGCUCAGUCCACAACAGUCCCUUAUGCUGCAAGAUUUCUCUAGUUACAACCGCAGUCCGGGAAAUAGUCCCGUGCGCGGGGCUACGAGUCCCCGAAUACCGUUUAUUUCGGAUAGUGGGAUAAGCAGGAACCAGAGAUAUUCACUGAUACCCGGCAUGUUGACGAGCCCGAGAGGCAAUGUUAUCAAUAUGGAGUUCAAUAGGGAAUCUAUACGUCAUGAGAUAAGAUCGGACUGGAGUAAGGAGGUGACAGUAGGAGUCCACGCAAAUAAAAAGGGGAGAACUAUACGAGGAUUCAACGUAUCGGACUAUUUAAAUCAGAGUCCAUAUAAUUCGACCAUGACGAAGAUGCCGAAUCGCUCAUCCUGUGCUAUCGCGUUUGACGCAAACGAUCGCAUCUCUCUUGAAUCUAUAGAGAUGCACGAAAUGCAGAGCAACAGGUCACCACGUAGCAGCAUAGGCAAGGGCAAUCUAUAUCAGGAUAGUUGCCAGGGUUCCAUCUGUAGUCUCAACAUAGACUCUACAAGGAGAAGUCCUUGCGGUAGCAUCGGAACAGUUGCCGGCUUUAACAAGAGCCCCAGAGGUAGAUUCAACUGCUUUAAUCAAGACAAGCAGAUAAGUGAGGCUGGUUACAAUGUUCAGGAAUUCAGAAGAUCCUUUGGAGAUCAAGGCUGUUCACGUAACCGAUCUACUUCACCUUAUCGACAUGAGCGGGAUGUAUUAGGAAGCUCUCAAUUACGUGUAAAUACAGAAACUCAAGUGCACCUCGGCUAUGGAACUACUAAUUCCAAGGUUGACUCAAGACGAUUUUCAGUCGCAGAAUCACGAAGGUUGUACAAUGAGAACAUAAACAAAUCUGAGAAAGGCAGUAUUUUAUCAAGUAGACCUACUGGUGCCGCUGCCUAUGGUUCUUUUAUUUUCGAGUUGAAAGAUGCGUACCACGAAGCAAAUGGGAUGUGCGAUUUCAUAUUUCGCGGUCUCAAAGUCUUGAGCAAAACUAUGUUUGUCAUCGUUCUCCUCGUCAUCUUUUCCAUAAUACCUAUUCUUAUGUUCAUAAUUGGUAUACAGUUCAUCAAAGAUUGUCCGCGCGAACCAUAUAUUCCAGUUUAUAUGAUAGUUGGUGGCAUCCUUGGAGGAAUUCGUAUGUUCUGGACCCUUUAUUCUCAAAUCCGUUUAAGACGUGUACGAACCUUCACCGUACCGACAACCAGAACCCCCAAUAUAACGCCUCUGAAGUUAACCUCCAUUGCACUUACCUGUUUUCUUCUUGUAUGGUUUGGAUUUGGAAAUUAUUGGAUUCUUAGUAUACGAUGGCCCAACUACAAACCAAUGUUUUAUGAGCGAAAUUUAUGGUGUGAUAAAACACUUUACAUCUUUUCUCUAUCACAUUUAUGUGUAGUUUACAUAAGCAUGUUGCAGUCGUACUGGCAUGUAUAA
Molecule: messenger RNA, 1734 nt
Organism: Ceratosolen solmsi marchali
Lineage: Eukaryota; Metazoa; Arthropoda; Insecta; Hymenoptera; Agaonidae
Exons: 7
Coding region: 1-1734 (577 amino acids)
Source: RefSeq, a predicted model, not a curated record